Notolabrus celidotus (New Zealand spotty) is the source of this 2206-nucleotide messenger RNA. It is a transcript of the gene cd27, whose product is annotated as CD27 molecule. The transcript is spliced from 6 exons. Lineage: Eukaryota; Metazoa; Chordata; Actinopteri; Labriformes; Labridae. The record is from RefSeq and is a predicted model, not a curated record. Gene Ontology annotation, biological process: immune response; signal transduction; negative regulation of apoptotic process. Gene Ontology annotation, molecular function: transmembrane signaling receptor activity; protein binding. The coding region runs from base 188 to 865 and encodes 225 amino acids. Gene Ontology annotation, cellular component: membrane; external side of plasma membrane.
UACAGAUAGAUAAGACAGAUACUGGGUGAGAGAGAAAAGCAGAUAGGUUUUAAAGGCAUGAGUACUUUUUCUCAUAAUGACUCAUCAUAGCCUUUUAUGAAUAAUCCCCUGAAACAGUUCUGGUCCCCUGCUCAGUCUUACACUCAGAGGGUCCCAGAUCACAUCUUAUCUCACCUUCUCUUCCACGAUGCCAUCUCACUAUUAUUUAGCUUUUACUUUCAUAGGCGUCUCUUUCCUCUCUGCUGUGCUCUCCAAGAAGUGCAAUGAGUCACAAUAUCCCUGGCCAAGGAACAAACCUGAGUUUUGCUGUGACCGGUGCCUACCAGGUCGACGUAUGGCAUGGCGUUCUGACAGUACAUGUAAAAUUCAGUGCGAUCCUUGCAUGAAAGGCCAGUACAGAGACACAUGCAACGUGGAGUUGAGCUGCAAAUUUUGUCGAAGUUGCAAAGAAUCAAACUUGGAGUUUGAGUCAACUUGUAAUGGCACCCAUGACGCUGUGUGCAGAUGUAAAGCUGGCUUUAGAUGCAGAGGCCAACCCUGCACCGAGUGUGAGCAGAUACCAACUACCGUCACACCCUCUGCCACCACCGUCUCCACCACACUCCCUCAACCCUUCACCACUACCAAACUGACGCCGAAUACUCAAGAUAGAGCAUGGCUCUGGGUGAUGGUUGCCCUUCUGUGUGCAGGCAUUGCAUGUUUCGUUGCAGCGAAAAACAACUCUUUAAAGCGCUGGUUCGGAAACAAGCUCUGCUACUAUCUGGAUGAAAAACCUGCUACUUCUUCAACAAGCUCAGAGGACGAGGAAGUAUCAAAGCCAAUCCAGGAAGUUUGUGGAAAAUGUGACCAACUUCUUGAUGUUUGAAUAAGAGACAAGAGCCUGGACUAGAAAGAGCCUCUAUUUACAGUGGGACAUUGACUGACACCGUUUGGAUGCAAAGCUUGUCUUGUGCUUUGGACUUUUGUGACAAUGAAAGGAACAUUCUCUGGAUUCAGGACUGAAGGUGUUUCCUGAUGGGAGCAGGACUGUGUGAUAUCUGUGACGUUGAGAUGGUUUAAGUGUUUUAAAGCACAAUAUACUUUUUAAAUGUUACAUGUGAAUGUUUUAAACUUACAUACCUCUCUAGACUUUUGAUUGAAAAUAAGAUUUUAUUGCAAUCAAAAUCAAGUUCAUGCGACACAUAAAAAAUUAAGUACAUAAGGGAGAGCUGAGCUUAUUAAAACUAUUUACAUUACAUUUUAAAUUAUAGCUCACAAAGGAAAGCACCAUCCAGCAGUUCUUCCGAGAGUCAAAGUAUCUUAUGUGUACAGACCAGUUUUACCAAAACCUUUAGACAGAAACGUCUCUGUAAAACUGUGGUUCAUGGUUUACCAGAUUAAUUACACACACUUCUGUGUAAAUUCAGUUUCUUCUUUCACAAGUACUACGAUCAGUCUGUAAGCCAGCAGACAAAACAACUACUACAAAAUCUAUUUUUUAUACAUCAUAGAACUUCCUCUUUGGACACAUGGCAGUCUUUUCCCUGCUCCUGGGAGGGGAAGAACAUGCUGUCAAUCUCUACACUCCUCUCUUCCUCAGAGAGAUGAAUACUGGGAGAGGAUGUUGGUUGAAAAACAGGACAGUCUCUCCCGUCCUCUUCCUUGCUGCACCUUCUCUCACUUGUCUUCACACCUUCAAUUGUCGGACCAACUUGGCCAGUAAACUGAUUGAGCAAGCUGAAGAUGACCGUCCCUGGGUUGUGGACAUGGACUGGCCCUACAAAGACAACAAAAAUCAAAGAGUGACGUUUAAGAAAAGUUUUAUUUACCUGUUUAGAUUCAGAUAAGGGGAAUUUAGUUCAUUUUAUACUCAUUGCAGUGACACAGCUGCAGUUGCACAAUCUUUAUUUUCUUGACAACCUCAUAAAGUGAGUCAAGCACUUCACAUGAAAUUCUCAUUUUACUAAGGAGUACCGAGAUUGGCUGCUGGAAGCAGUGCUGGCUGCUGCUUUGCACUGAAUGAGUCUCUAGGAGGCUGAUGAGUUGGCUCCUUUGGCUUGUGAGAAGGGACUCUACCUCCCUAAAACAGUAAAAAGAGUGUCAGACAAACAACAGAGAAAUGAUCUCACGUUUAGAGGUUCAUGAUAGAAUGAAUGUUUAAAGUAAGCUACUUACCUCAUUGCAGAGCUUUGACAUAGCUGUGGAAGUGCAUUUGAAUAAAUGAGUA